AUGGCGCAGAAAACUGGACUUCUAGUUAUACUAUGGGUGGCGAUUAUUCCAUUACAUCGAGCUGAUAAUCUGGAGCUUCUCCUAGACACACUGAGGACGCAUCAGAAGGCAGCCUGCGACGAAGACAUGGUGACGCUUAUCUGUCCUCGAGGCACCACCAUCAGUAUUCAAGUGGCGCAGUACGGUGCUGCCGCUUCGCAAACCUCCUGUUCACCAGAAUUGGCUGAGUACCAGCCCGUGGCAGUAGAGGUCCUGGGAGACACCAGCUGUACUUGGCCCAGUGCCCUACAGUAUUCCUUGUUACAGACAGUGGUGGAGGCGUGCCAGAAGAAACGCCAGUGUAAAUUCCACACAAGCCCUAAAGCAUUCGGAGUGGACCCCUGUCCAGGGUCUAGACGCUUCGUCGAAGUCGCCUAUAAGUGCCGUCCAUACGAGUUCCGGAGUAAAGUGGGCUGUGAAAACGACGUGCUUCAUUUGAGCUGUAACCCACACUCGAGGGUGGCGAUAUACUCGGCCCAGUACGGGAGGACGGAGUACGAUUCGAUACAAUGCCCGCAACCUCGCGGGAUGAAGGAAGAAACUUGCAUGGAGCCCUACGCUACGGAGACUGCAAUGAGAGAAUGCCACGGCAAGAGACGCUGCGUGCUGUCUGCAGACAGCAAAAUGUUCGGCAAGCCCUGUCGAACGGGGAGCAGGACUUACUUGAAAGUGGUGUACACGUGUGUGCCGCGGACAGUCUUAAAGGAGCGAUAUGAGAGUGCCCCAGAGGAAGACGAGGUAGCCCAUGUAGUGUAUCCACUUGAACACGAAGAACUAGAUGACCCGGGAGAUAGAUGGUGGGGUGAAUCAGCAGUGCCACCAGCGCCCGCCGUGGCCGCAGUACCACCACAGAGACCGCACUCCACAAAUAGCACCAGGGAAGAACCGUCACCUUCACCGCCAGGACAGCAUCUGUCAAAAAACGGUAUAAAAUGA
Molecule: messenger RNA, 975 nt
Organism: Leptosia nina
Lineage: Eukaryota; Metazoa; Arthropoda; Insecta; Lepidoptera; Pieridae
Source: the annotation of a GenBank genome assembly